GACAAGGAAAGGAGCUAGGGAGUGGAGUGUAGGGACCAUAACCUGAAAGACGUAGUCCUGACAGGAGGACAAUUCUAUUCCCUACCAAAAUGAAGCUGCUACUGCUGCUGCUGUGUUUGGGACUGACUCUAUUCUGUAUCCAUGCAGAAGAAGCUAGUUCUAUGGAAAGGAACUUUAAUGUAGAACAGAUUAGCGGGUAUUGGUUUUCUAUUGCUACAGCCUCUGAAAACAGAGAAAAGAUAGAAGAACAUGGCAGCAUGAGAGCUUUUGUGGAAAACAUCACUGUCUUGGAGAAUGCCUUAGUCUUUAAAUUCCAUUUUAUUGUAAAUGAAGAGUGCACCGAAAUGACUGUGAUUGGUGAAAAAACAGAAAAGGCUGGCAUAUAUUAUAUGAACUAUGAUGGAUUCAAUACAUUUACUAUACUUAANACAGACUAUGAUAAUUAUAUUAUAUUUCAUCUCAUUAAUGAAAAGGAUGGGGAAACCUUCCAGCUGAUGGAGCUCUGUGGCCGAGAACCAGAUUUGAGUUUAGACAUCAAGGAAAAGUUUGCCAAACUCUGCGAGGAGCGUGGAAUCAUUAGAGAAAAUAUCAUUGACCUAACAAAUGUCAAUCGCUGCCUCAAGGCCCGAGAAUGACGAAUGGCCUGAGCCUCCAGUGUUGAGUGGAGACUUCUCACCAGGACUCCAGCAUCAUCCCUUCCUAUUCAUAGAGCAUCCCAUGCCAAGUUCUGUGAUCUGCUCUCCACCUGUCUCACAGAGAAGUGCAAUCCCAUUCUCUCCAGCAUAUUACCUAGUAUAACUUAUCAGGAAUCAAAGACAUUCUUUAAAUUUCUCUUUGCCAACACAUGGAAAUUCUCCAUGGAUUUCUUUUUCUUUCUGUUCAAUAAAUGAUUACACUUGCACUUAAA
Messenger RNA from Mus caroli (Ryukyu mouse), 907 nucleotides. RefSeq names its product major urinary protein 3. Gene Ontology annotation, molecular function: small molecule binding; odorant binding. Lineage: Eukaryota; Metazoa; Chordata; Mammalia; Rodentia; Muridae. The record is from RefSeq and is a predicted model, not a curated record.